Echinops telfairi (small Madagascar hedgehog) is the source of this 2429-nucleotide messenger RNA. RefSeq names its product G protein regulated inducer of neurite outgrowth 2 (gene GPRIN2). Bases 142 to 1506 code for a protein of 454 amino acids. The record is from RefSeq and is a predicted model, not a curated record. Gene Ontology annotation, cellular component: plasma membrane. The transcript is spliced from 2 exons. Gene Ontology annotation, biological process: neuron projection development. NCBI's taxonomy places the organism in Eukaryota, Metazoa, Chordata, Mammalia, Afrosoricida, Tenrecidae.
CCUCGCAGAGCAGUCUGCCCUUGCUAGCUUUUUCAGAUGGGCCAGCUGGCUGAGAAGCCCUUCCGGUUGCUGUGGCCAAGGGAAAGCCUUUAGGAACGUGAGCAGAGGAAUGUUCUGAGCCUUCGUCAGCUCUAGGGCAGCAUGAGCACCAGCCGCCCCGAGCCAGAGGCCCACGCACCCAGGAGCCCCCACCUGCAGCCACUGUCCCGGAGCUCUUUUAACCUGCUGGGUGAAGGCCAUGUGCAGAGACCAGAGCUCCACAAGAGUGCCAGCAGCAUUGUGUGGCAGACCCAGCAGGGGGAGGCCAGCACUGUCCCCUGGGUCCCAGAAGAUGAGGGGUGUCAGGCUGAGAGUGUAGGCCAAGGGCAGGCCUCCAGUCUCCGACCACAGCCCAGAGCCAAAAGCCAUUGGCGGAGCAGCACCGUGGGCAAUGUGUCCGCUAUGGGCAGUGGUGACCUGUGCUGCCUGAGAGUCCCCAGCACUGCUGCCUUGCAGAGGAGCCGCUCGGACCUGGCCCGUAGCACCCAGACGCAGGGCCACAGUGGGGCUCGCAAAGCCAGCCUCAGCUGCUCAGCCCUUGGUGGCUCACCCAUGCAAAGGACCCCACUGCCACCUGGAAGUCCUUCUGACCAGCAUGGCCAGCCCCUUGCAGGCCCGGAAAGGGACCCGGCUCCUGAGGAUGGGACAGCCUACAGAACUGCAGAGAACACAAACUCAGCCUGGAGGUUGGGGGCGGAGAGCCAGGUGUGGGAGUCAGCACUAGAUCUCGAAGGUACAACUGACCAAGCUGAGCCCAAAGCCAUUGGGCAGCUGGCUGCUGCCUCCUGCCAUGCUCUGCCCCGGGCAGCUGUCCUCUGUAGCACGAGGGAGCUGGGGACCAGCGGCUGCUGCCAUGUCCUGCAGGCCACCGACCUGGCAUUUCCCAAGCUGGUGGCAUCAGUGAGUGAGUCUGGGCUUCAGGCUCAGCAGGGGGUGAAGGGCCAUGGCAGGCCACCAGGGAGGCUUCCUGGGCACCAUCCUUGGGGUCCCAGUGGGUUAACCACAGAGCCUGGUACCAGGACCAAAGAUGUAUGGACCAUGACUUCAGCCAGUGACUUGGCCCCUGCCUUAGAGCCCCCACCAGCGGCCCAGGAUGCUGCUGUGCAGGCAGCACCCACAGCAGCCUGCAAGGCUGUGGCCACCAGUCACCCUCUGGAAGCCCCCAUGGCCUUGCACAUGUUUCCAGAGGGGACCCUGGGCCCUAGCCUGGAGGAGGCACCAUCUCCAGUGCGGGAUGUGCGGUGGGAUGCCGAGGGCAUGACGUGGGAGGUGUAUGGGGCCACCGUGGACCCUGAAGUGCUGGGCGUGGCCAUCCAGAAGCACCUGGAGAUGCAGUUCGAGCUGCACCGGGCGCCCACCAGCAAGGACAGCCUGUCAGUGGAGGGCCGCAGGAGGCCACUGCGCGCCGUCAUGCAGUCCCUGCGGCCCUCCAGCUGCUGUGGCUGCUCCGGUGAAGCCCUCGAGUGAGGCGCUGCCCACGAGCUGGCCAGGGCCAGGUGUGGGCUCUGUGCUUGGGCCCUGUGCUCCCUGUGCCACUCGCAGUCACGGACAGAUUGCAUUGACAUCAGGGCCUGCAGGCCACAGACCAUACGUGGGACUUCCUGCUCCUCGCAGUGAGGCUGUGUUUAAGAGCUUUGGAAGGGGGCUUCAGCACUGUGCACAAAAGCCCCCAGAUUUUCUUGUUACAAUACCUGACUUCCACUGAGUCUGAACUCUGACGUUAUGGGCUUCCUGCUGACUUUAUUUUACACCAGUGCUGCACUCUGGUGGUACCUGGGCUGUGGGACCCUAGAUGACCAGGAGAGCCGGUGGGUCUGUCCUUGUAAGGCUGCGUAGGGCCUCCGGUGUGGCACACACUGUUCUGGUCACCUUACCGUGGUGGGGUUUUCCCUCCACACCCCCUUUUACAGACAACGCCACAGGGAUUCCACCGAGUGUCCUUGUCGGUCAGGGCUGGCUGGGACCACCUCACCUCCCGGCUGCAGUCUGCUUGCUUCAUGCAGUCUGAGCAAGGAGGCUUUACUCAGCCCGUCUGUGCCUUCAGAAGGGAGCAGGACAGGUUCCUAGUGCCUGACAGAUCUCCGUGUCUGUGGGGAAACACCCGUCUGUCAUGUUCAAGGUGAUAAGCACUCCUGAAGCGCCCCGCAGGUUGUGUGUGUGUGCGUGUGUGUGGUGGUGGUGGCGGUGAUGGGCCUCUAAGUCAGCCCACCUUGAAAGUCAUUGUUUCAGGCAAAAUAUGCACCAGAUGUGCAUCCUUACCAAUCACCUCAUUCCUUGGGGCUGAAGGAUAUAUUCCCAGCCAAACUGCAGUUCUCAGAAGUGAGGAGAGCCAGAAUGGUUGGGGAAAGGGAAGGAGCGGGGGCAGGGGUACGGGACUUGGGAAGGGCAAU